UUUUUAGAAAAACGAGAAAAAAAAAACUAAUAAAACAAACAGAGCCGCCCCUACUUUAUUUAUUGACGGAACUUUAUGACGUAAGGAAUUUUCAUUUCUCUCUCUUAUUCUCUUUUCUUUGUUUCUUCCUUCACAAUUUGCGUUUUUGCCUCGUCUUCUUCGAAGUGUCAAUGGAAUAGAGUGAUUUUCCAGAUCUGAGUACUAUUUCCAGUUUCUAUUUUCAUUCUUCACAAUCACGGAACAUUUUUAGCAUUCUUUUCUAUAUUUGGAAAGCUGGUUCUAUUGGAAGCUUUGCAAAUAAAUUGAUAUACUGAAGGGAUUUUAUGACUACGAAGCUCCAUAUGAAGAAAAUGGGAAUGGAUCUUACCCUUUCAGAUUGGCAAAGGGUAAAUGAAGCUUAAUGAUUUAUUCACAAGGAGCACGAGAAGCUCCAGGGAACUCUUUACAUCAGUUUUAACCAGUCUUAUAAAAGGGUUCUUCCCAAGAGACGUUAUAAGAUACAUUUGGUAUAGUAAGAUAUUUUGAAGCUUACUUGUGGGACAUCGUGAAAAUGGAUAGAUCAGAUACAUCAGGCUUUGUAAGCGGCGGAUGCUUUAUGCUCAAAUUUCUUUUUCUAGUCUGGUAGGUAUGUGGAUCUUGUAGUAGUAUGUGGUGAACUGUUCUGCUACUUCAACCUCCUGUAGCUGUAGUGCACAACAUCUGGAUAAUGGAUUUGAACGAGAAAGCUGUACUGUUUCCUCAUGAUGCUGAGCUUAGGAUUGGUAAUACUACUUUGAGCUUGAACGGUAUUGGCUUUGGAGAAACCAAUAAUACUAAUUAUGGAUGUACUGAGAGCAGUCUUGGGAUGAAGUUUUCCGUUGCUGUUGAUGAUGGCUGCAAAUUGGUUCUGGGAUUGGGCCCAACCCCAAAGGCAUAUGGCGAUGACUACAAUGAUAUGGGGUUUAAUAAGAAGAAAAAACCGGCCAGCCUUUUUUCUCAGAGCAUGCCAUCCGAAUGUGAAUCAAUUCUUCAACUUGGCCUUUCGGGUGCGGCAAAUGAGAUAUCAAGCAUGAUGGAGUACUCAGGUUCAACAGAGACCAAUGUGAAUAUCUCAUGUUUUUCAAGCCAGACAUCAGGAGAAUAUAAUUAUGCAAUGAUACCUGUCGUUGAUGAGGGUUCUACCUCCGCAAAGAAAUCAGGUGGUUAUAUGCCAUCACUUCUUUUAGCUCCAAGAAUGGAUAAUGCUGAAAUUUCGGUGCAGACACAAGAACUAAUUCUUGGGACUAAAUCUCAGACGUUCCCCGAACUAUCCAGUGCUACUAAUCACUCACUUGGCACCGCAUCUGGCCCUCAGGAAACCGGGAUAACUUCACAGAACCGAACAAGCAAUCCUAAGAGAUGCAGAUAUUUUGGCUGUUCAAAGGGAGCUCGAGGUGCUUCAGGGCUUUGUAUUGGACAUGGGGGUGGACAGAGAUGUCAGAAACCAGGAUGCAACAAGGGCGCUGAGAGCCGUACUGCUUAUUGUAAGGCCCAUGGUGGAGGCAAGAGGUGCCAACACUUAGGGUGUACUAAAAGUGCCGAGGGGAAGACAGAUUAUUGCAUUGCACACGGUGGUGGUCGGCGAUGUGGGUAUCCAGGUGGGUGCGCAAAAGCUGCACGAGGUAAGUCAGGACUUUGUAUUAGACAUGGAGGAGGUAAGAGAUGUACAAUAGAAGGUUGCACCAGAAGUGCUGAAGGGCAAGCUGGGUUGUGUAUCUCUCACGGGGGUGGACGUCGUUGUCAGUACCAUGAAUGUUCAAAGGGUGCGCAGGGGAGCACUAUGUUUUGCAAGGCACAUGGGGGUGGGAAGCGUUGCUCAUUUGCAGGGUGCACUAAAGGUGCUGAAGGAAGCACCCCACUGUGCAAGGCACAUGGUGGGGGGAAGCGUUGCCUUUUCAAUGGUGGUGGUAUUUGUCCAAAAAGUGUACAUGGAGGAACAAACUUUUGUGUUGCUCAUGGUGGUGGAAAGAGGUGUGCUGUUUCCGGCUGCACCAAGAGUGCUCGCGGUCGUACUGACUGCUGUGUCAGGCAUGGUGGGGGUAAGCGCUGCAAGUUUGAGAGCUGUGGGAAGAGUGCUCAAGGGAGCACCGAUUUCUGCAAAGCCCAUGGUGGAGGAAAGCGAUGUAAUUGGGGAGAUGGAAAAUGUGAGAAAUUUGCAAGGGGAAAAAGUGGGCUCUGUGCUGCUCACUGCAACCUGUUGCAAGAAAGUGAAAUGAGCAAGGGAAGUCUGAUUGCACCCGGACUUUUCCGCGGUCUUGUACCUUCUGCUUCCACUGUCUGUAGCAGUUUUGAGAACAACAAUUCUUCCUCAGGCGUCAGUGUUGUGUCUGAUUCCUACGAUUCUAUGGAAACACCUAAAAGACAUCACCUCAUCCCCAAGGAGGUGUUAGUUCCACUCUCAAUGAAAUCACCAUCCUAUUCAAACUUCUUGGCAGCCAAUAAGCCAGCACAAGACAGAAACCUCCACAGCAUCACCGGUGACUGCGGUGGUGCUACGAAAGGCACCUUUGAUUUGCCGGAGGGCAGGGUCCACGGUGGCGACCUCAUGUUGUUUUUCGGAGGAAAUCUCAAAAAUGCACUUGAUGGCAUCUGAAGUGUGAGGGAGUAUAGUGACUCAAGAUGUAUGUAGGUUUCACUUUAGGAGAUAGGGACUGUUCCAUUCCUGUCAUGGAAUUGUGCAUAAGUGUUUGUACUGAAUGUUCAGUAACUCAGUUAUUAUUGUUGGGUGUUGAUAAGUUGAUUAUUAGCCAUUAGGCUUUAUUGUUUGUA
This is a messenger RNA of Lathyrus oleraceus (garden pea), 2787 nucleotides long. RefSeq lists its product as uncharacterized. The record is from RefSeq and is a predicted model, not a curated record. The coding region runs from base 707 to 2611 and encodes 634 amino acids. NCBI's taxonomy places the organism in Eukaryota, Viridiplantae, Streptophyta, Magnoliopsida, Fabales, Fabaceae. The transcript has 3 exons.